GGAUUGGAUAUUCAUGAAAUGAGAAUUUUUUUUCAUAAUGAAAAAAUUAUUGAGUCAAUUUCCUGAUUUUCAUAAAUAGAAAACAAAAUGUGAAAAUACUACUUUAAGUCGGAAUCCAGCGAAUUGAUCUGGAUUCCAGCCAUGAUUUAAUCUUGUCGUGUCAGAGCAAUUAAGGCCAAUCAAACAUUGAAACGACGACGUUGCGCUACAUUGUUGACUUCUUGCUCAGUUUGACUUGCUUUCCGUUUCCUUCUUCACUAUAAACCCUACUCAGAUCUCUCCUCUUGAUCCGUUUCUCUACCGUCUCUGAUCCCUUCUCAAUUCCCCAUUGUGGCAGGAAAAUGAUGUCGUUUCGGUGCUUUUUAAUUCUCACCCUCGUUUCUCUCCUCUUAUUUUCGACUAUCCCUCGUUCCAUCUCCGAGACGGAUAAAAAUGACGACGUUGAGGACGACGAGGAUCUGCGGUUCCUCGAAGAAACGGAGGGGAAAAACGACGCCGCUUCACACUCUCAUUUCAGCGAAGACGAGGACGACCAAUACCCCGACUUAGAUGACGAUGACUUCGGAAACUACCAAGAUUUCGACGACUCCGAUUCGGAUCCGUAUAAAAUACCCGAAGUCGACGACAAGGACGUGGUCGUUUUAAAGGGAGGAAACUUCAGUGACUUCAUCGAGAAGAACAAGUUCGUGAUGGUUGAAUUUUACGCGCCUUGGUGCGGGCAUUGCCAGGCGUUGACUCCUGAAUAUGCCGCGGCGGCGACGGAGUUGAAAGGAGAAGGAGUGGUGUUGGCCAAGGUGGAUGCCGCAGAGGAGAAUGAGUUGGCACAAGAGUAUGACGUUCAGGGUUUCCCUACUGUUUAUUUCUUCGUUGAUGGAGAGCAUAAGCCCUAUCCUGGUGCUAGAAACAAGGAGGCGAUAGUGACCUGGAUUAAGAAGAAAAUAGGACCUGGUAUAUACAACAUUACUACUAUGGAGGACGCUGAACGCGUUUUGACUAAUGAAACUAUAGUUGCUUUGGGCUACUUGAACUCUUUGGUGGGUAAUGAGAGUGACGAGCUUGCUGCUGCUUCAAGACUCCAAGAUGAUGUCAGCUUCUAUCAAACUGUGAAUCCUAAUAUUGCAAAGCUUUUCCACAUAGACCCUCAAGUUAAACGCCCUGCUUUGGUCUUACUUAAAAAGGAGGCUGAAAAAAUAAGUCACUUUGAUAGUGAGUUUGUGAAGACUGCAAUAUCUGAGUUUGUAUUUUCCAACAAGCUUCCUUUGGUUACAAUAUUUACUAGGGAGAGUGCUCCUUCAAUUUUUGAAAGUUCAAUUAAGAAACAGCUGUUGUUGUUUGCCACAUCAAACAUUUCUGAGAAUGUUAUCCCAGUAUUCCAAGAAGCAGCAAAACUUUUCAAGGGAAAGCUUAUCUUUGUAUAUGUGCAAGUGGAUAAUGAAGAUUUUGGAGCACCUGUUGCAGAUUAUUUUGGUGUUAGCGGAGAUGGUCCCAAAAUCCUUGCAUACACUGGAAAUGAUGAUGGUAGGAAGUUUGUCCUUGAUGGAGAAGUGACAUUGGAUAAAAUUAAGGCUUUUGGAGAGGAUUUUUCAGAAGACAAGCUUAAACCUUUCUAUAAGUCAGACCCAAUUCCCGAAACUAAUGAUGAGGAUGUGAAAGUAGUGGUCGGAAAUAACUUUGAUGAAAUUGUUUUAGACGAGUCCAAGGAUGUCCUUCUUGAGAUAUAUGCACCUUGGUGUGGCCAUUGCCAAGCAUUGGAGCCGACGUACAACAAGCUUGCCAAACAUCUUCGAGGAAUUGACUCUCUGGUUAUUGCCAAAAUGGAUGGGACAACAAAUGAACAUCCUAGAGCUAAGUCUGAUGGUUUCCCUACGAUUCUGUUCUUCCCAGCAGGAAACAAGAGUUUUGAUCCUAUAACUGUGGACACCGAUCGCACUGUAGUGGCAUGUUAUAAGUUCCUCAAGAAACAUGCUUCAAUCCCUUUUAAGCUCCAAAAACCAGUUUCAGCUCCCAAAGAUGAACCAGCUUCAACACCCGAAACCAAAUCUUCUGACACCAAGGAAAGCGACAAGAGCAGCAGGGCGGAUUUGAAGGAUGAGUUGUGACCCGAUCAAAGGGAUUCAAAAGCAGGAUUUUAAUGACAUCCCAAGUUCUAUGCCUGCCUUCUAUGUGUUAUCAAUAGUUAGAAAGGGAAUAGCUAUAAGAUAGAUUCAAAAGAGGAAUCCGAGAAUGGUCAUGGUUCAAACGUUUGGCCUAGACCCCUUUUUUAUCAAGGACAAGAGGCAAACCAAAAAGGGUGUAUUGGCUUUUUUAGCCAUUGUUUCACCUAUGUAUCUUCUGAAACAUUUACUUCAGAAUAAAUGGCUCCGUAUUCCUUCGCUGCCAUGGCUUUCUGCCCCUUGUUUAGUGUUAACCGUGUUGGAAGUACCUCAGAGCAUGGAUUUUAGAUCCAUAUAGAAAUCAUUUUCUCCCAUUUGUUUUGACUUUUUACUACAUAAAGUAGAUCCCAAGCAAUGACUAAUGUUAAUUCGGCGGGCCCUAGGGAGCCUGAGGCUGAGCAUGUGAAAUCAUGUGCUACGGCCCUUUAGACUUGGAUUUUGUUUCCUACAAAUCCAAAUGACCACGACCACCAGCGCAUGAUUAUCUAGAAUUCUUGAACUCGAUGAUUUUUUGUUCACAUGUUACAUUAUAUCUACUCAUAUUUUCACAUUAA
Molecule: messenger RNA, 2707 nt
Organism: Durio zibethinus
Lineage: Eukaryota; Viridiplantae; Streptophyta; Magnoliopsida; Malvales; Malvaceae
Product: protein disulfide isomerase-like 1-4
Biological process (GO): response to endoplasmic reticulum stress; protein folding
Cellular component (GO): endoplasmic reticulum
Molecular function (GO): protein disulfide isomerase activity
Source: RefSeq, a predicted model, not a curated record